GCUGUCAAAAUCUCAAUCCAAUCCAACGGUAAACGAACUGGAAAUCAAAGAAAAAAGACAGACUGCUCUGCUGCCUCCUCUUCUUUCUUUCUCACGUUUUUCUCCUCUGUUUUUCUCUUUCAAAUCUGUUCUCUCUACUGUGUCUACAACCCACAUUAAUUUAAAUUUCAAGAUACAGCAUGUCUCUUUGACAAUUAAUGUGAUGGUCCCACCAUCACAUGUUGCGGGAGCACACAACAAGAAGAACAUAAAAAAAACAGAAAAGAAAAACAAGGGAUGACAGAGAAGAGAUUGAGGAGAAAAACAGAGAGAAAGAACGAACAUCAGUGAAAAACUGAAGGGACGCCCUUGUCUUCUUCUUCGGUGGCAGCUCCAAAAGCUCCAUUUUCAGCAUCCAAUGCUGUUAUUGCUUGAGAAGACCAAAAAAAUACAGAGGGAAGAACUGGAAAAGGGAACAAACCAGGGGACUAAGAGAAAACCAAAAGAACCCGGGAAGGAAACAGAGGUAGAAACCCGGGGAGGACAAAGAAAAAAAACAGCCGAACAGAGGAGAGGGAGUGAAAGUAGGAAACACAGAAUCCGCAGAGAAGAACAGAGCAUAUACUGGGAGACUAAAAAAAAUCAGAGGAAAACAAACACAGCCAAAGGUUGCACCGAGAGAAAGCAAAAGAAAAGAAAGAAGCAGAGGAAAAGUAAACGAAAGGAGGAACAGCACGCCAUCGCCUUCAUCCUGCUCCCAGGCUUUCUCAUUAUUCAGAAUGAUGGAUUUGAACUGGAUAAGAAAGUCGUAGUCAUUGCAGACACUAGUAGAAAACAAGACCAUGAUCCUGCUGCAACCAGUCUGUUUGAUUCAAUGAUUACUUUUUGCCUACCUGUUCGGAGGAAUCACCAGGAAAUAGCUACCCACUACCCAGUAUGCCAAGCACCUAACAAAAUGAGGGGAAAGAGUUAAGGAUUUACUAUCUCAUUGUUCGAGGAGUCCUAGAUGAUGUCGAAGUAAAGGAUCAUUAACAAGGAUGUUUUAGCAUGUUGUAGAUUCUUAUCCAAAACUUGUAGCAUUUGUUAAUGUCAUGUGAAUCGCUAGGAAUAUGUAAAGUGUAUGGCUAAGCCAAUAAAAAAAGUUUUUCAAGGGGACUGCAUCAGGCCACCAUGAGACAGUAACAGAGAAGUAAUCAAAUUGUUUCAUGACCGUCUUGAUUGGUUAAUCAGUUUGGUGAUUUUGGCUUCUCUUACCAUGAGCACCAUUGUCGUCUCAGUACUGUCUCUUUAAUUUGAACUGAUUUUGGCCCAUGCGAGGAGAUCAUUAUGUUAA
This is a messenger RNA of Populus nigra (black poplar), 1312 nucleotides long. RefSeq lists its product as uncharacterized. The transcript is spliced from 3 exons. Lineage: Eukaryota; Viridiplantae; Streptophyta; Magnoliopsida; Malpighiales; Salicaceae. The record is from RefSeq and is a predicted model, not a curated record. The coding region runs from base 398 to 952 and encodes 184 amino acids.